Ramularia collo-cygni is the source of this 297-nucleotide messenger RNA. RefSeq lists its product as uncharacterized. The record is from RefSeq and is a predicted model, not a curated record. The transcript has a single exon. Lineage: Eukaryota; Fungi; Ascomycota; Dothideomycetes; Mycosphaerellales; Mycosphaerellaceae. The coding region runs from base 1 to 297 and encodes 98 amino acids.
AUGGUCCUGCUCGCGCAAGGCAAAGCAGACGAGGCAGACGAGGCAGACGAGGCAGACAAGGGAGACAAGGGAGACAAGGGAGACAAGGGAGACAAGGGAGACAAGGGAGACAAGGGAGACAAGGGAGACAAGGNAGACAAGGGAGACAAGGGAGACAAGGGAGACAAGGGAGACAAGGGAGACAAGGGAGACAAGGGAGACAAGGGAGACAAGGUAGACAGAGUCGGUCUCAUCCGUACCAUUAGCUCAAUGACCGUGGUCCUCCUCCACAGUUACGAUGAUGUUGUGGAGGUAUGA